Myzus persicae (green peach aphid) is the source of this 856-nucleotide messenger RNA. Its product is annotated as voltage-dependent calcium channel type A subunit alpha-1-like. The record is from RefSeq and is a predicted model, not a curated record. The transcript has 2 exons. Gene Ontology annotation, biological process: calcium ion import across plasma membrane; chemical synaptic transmission. Bases 532 to 810 code for a protein of 92 amino acids. Gene Ontology annotation, cellular component: voltage-gated calcium channel complex; membrane. Gene Ontology annotation, molecular function: high voltage-gated calcium channel activity. Lineage: Eukaryota; Metazoa; Arthropoda; Insecta; Hemiptera; Aphididae.
UAACCACACCACUUGUAGUGAAUUCAUUAAUUUCAUCACAAUAUAAUAUCAUGUUAACACAAAAAUUUCAACAAACUUCAAUCCUCUUUUGGCCCACCGCUCUCCAUAGUAUCCGUAACCGCACUACAAUAUGUACGUACUAUAUUUUCGAGGAUUUUCUUCGUCGUCCAUAACAUACGUAUAACAUUAUUAUUUAUUACGAAUAAUAAUAUGACACCACAUUUUAAAAAUGAGCACUUUUUAACCGACUAUAAAAACCGAGGCUUUAUUCCGGUUAAAAAAAAAUAGAUCGAGAGACUGUGCCCAUGUCCAAAAAAGAGCUAGCUGUGAAAUGAUGUCCAUUCCUCCUUGCACUACCCGCAAAUAAUCAUCACUUGCACGUUAAUCUCUGGUUGGGCUCCAAUCACUGGUGACAAUAAUAUCAACCGGUGAUGAGGUAUUGAUGACGAUGAUGAUGAGGACCACCGAUCACGUGUGUUUCAGAAAUCGUGUAUAGAUUUUACCAUACAAGCGAGACCGCUGGAGAGGUACAUGCCGAAAGACAGGAACAGCAUGAAAUACAAGAUAUGGCGGCUGGUAGUGUCGACACCGUUCGAAUAUUUCAUCAUGAUACUCAUCGUCUUGAACACGCUGUUACUUAUGAUGAAGUUUUAUCAACAAAAAAAAUCCUACAAGACUGCUCUACAUUACAUGAACAUGGUGUUUACUGGCAUGUUUACCAUUGAGUGCGUGCUCAAAAUUUUGGCGUUUGGAGUCAGGGUAAGAGAACACGUGCCAAGUAGUAGUAACCAUAUUCGAUUAAUCAUAUAGAUAUUCUCUAGAAUUAAAUAAAAUAAUUUAUCACUAUAUAGUAUAU